Aphis gossypii (cotton aphid) is the source of this 1546-nucleotide messenger RNA. Its product is annotated as chromobox protein homolog 5-like. The coding region runs from base 682 to 1299 and encodes 205 amino acids. The transcript is spliced from 2 exons. Gene Ontology annotation, biological process: negative regulation of transcription by RNA polymerase II; chromatin organization. The record is from RefSeq and is a predicted model, not a curated record. Gene Ontology annotation, cellular component: nucleus; pericentric heterochromatin. Lineage: Eukaryota; Metazoa; Arthropoda; Insecta; Hemiptera; Aphididae. Gene Ontology annotation, molecular function: chromatin binding.
AUCAGUGUAAGUUAAUUCACUGUUAUGCCGGAAACGUUGGUUCAGUUCAUGACCAACAAGUGUUUCGUUUGCCUGAAUUACACUAGGACAUAAACAACCCUACAAAAUUUCCCAACAACUCCCAUCUUGUUGGUGAUGCAGCCUACACGUUGCAAGAACACCUAUUGGUACCAUAUUUAAGUAUUUAACUUUUUAAUUUUUUUUUUUGUAAAAUAUUUUGUAUUUAACUUUUAAGCCGGGGACCAAUUGUCCGGGGACCGAUUGUCCUAAAUCCAGACGAACGCACCCUAUAGCGUAUUUUUUUCGCGCCCUAACGACGUUGGCUAUCGUCUGUCAGGCAACAACACGUACAUGAUAAGAUAUGUUGAUAGUAGGAAUGGUGCGCGCGUGCAUGCGCGUACGUAACUUGGAACUAGCUGUAGUGAUCCGCUCGUCGUAUCGCCACUUAAUGGCAGGUAGUUUAAUCAAGGUUGUUGGCUUGCAUACUACUUCCCUCAUUGUGAACACACUGUCAAUAGUACUACCACUCUCGUCCAUUCGACGACAUUUUAAUUAUUGAGGUUAACAUAACAUUGUUAUUCGAUUAUUCUGCUUUCUUCCGUAUAGUGUUCACGGUUUUCAUUUUGCUUGGUCCCGCUGCCUGGUUUAUUUAUCCAACGCCGCAACUUUUGGAUUUUCGACAUGAGUUCCAGGCGAACUAAUUGUAAUAAAAAAAAUGAAUGUGAAGGGCAAGAAGAAGAAUAUGAUGUUGAAAAGAUUUUAGAUAAGCGUUCGACGUAUGGGAUAGUAGAAUACUUUCUCAAGUGGAAGGAUUAUGAUGAUUCUUAUAACUCUUGGGAACCUAUGGAAAAUAUGAAAUGUGAUGGUUUAAUCGCAUCUUUCGAAAAUCAAUUAAAAGAAUUUGAUAUGACUCAAGCAAAACAUGGGCGUAAAAGGGCACGAUCCAAUACAAAUGUUAAAAAGACUUCUCUUCUAUCAGAAAAUAAGGAUGUUAUAUCUGAUGAGUCUGAAGAUAACGAUUUAGUCAGUAGAGAAGAUAGUGAUGAGGUUGAUGAAAAAGACAACAAUUUGACACCGAUAAAUAAAAAUGAUUCUAUUGACAAUACUGAGGUGCCCAAAAGGAUAAUAGCAGAAAAAAUUAUUAGUUGUGUUAAAUCCCAAGGCGAUGUGAUGUAUUUUAUUAAGAUAGAAGGAACUGAAAAACCUAAGUGGUUUAAUGCUAAAGUUGUCCAUGAAAUGUGCCCACAACUUCUUAUCAAAUACUGUGAAUCUAAUUUAGUAUGGGCCACUGAAAAUUGAAUAAGAAAUAACAAUAAUUAUGUGAACCAAAAUUAUAAACAAGAAACAUGAAUUUUUUUUAUAAUUGAAAAAUAAAAAGUAAAAAAUGUAUUUUAUUAAAAUAUAUUAAAAUUAUAUUAAGUAUUUGAUUCAAUAUAUUUUUAUUUAAUAUAGCCAGUCACCUUUGUUUGAACUUGAUUACUAUGUCAAUAUUUUUUAUAACGGUAUUAUUAUUAUGAUAAAAGUAAAUAAUGAACGAGCUUUUAAA